Hypoxylon fragiforme is the source of this 1945-nucleotide messenger RNA. RefSeq lists its product as uncharacterized. The transcript is spliced from 5 exons. The record is from RefSeq and is a predicted model, not a curated record. Lineage: Eukaryota; Fungi; Ascomycota; Sordariomycetes; Xylariales; Hypoxylaceae. The coding region runs from base 493 to 1674 and encodes 393 amino acids.
GAUGUACGUUGGGGGUGGUGUUUUUUAAUAUCUGUUAUCUUGCAGUCGUUACCCAACAAUCAAUGCCAUAUGCAGAGUGACAUUCCUUCUUAUACUUUUGUGGCUAAGAGGAUGACACCUCCGAUUUCUUUCCCACUUGCGUGAACGGCGCGUCCUUUUCGACAUAUGAUGAUGUCUUAGACAUAACUGGUUGGGUCGCUUCCACACGAUGUCACCCCUUGUGUCAGCCGUACUUGGUCGCUGCUGAGCAUUGUAGAAGCGAAAAUCCACUCUCACUCGGACCCUAGGGGUUCGUAUAUCAGGAUGCCUUAUUGGCUGUUCCUUUUCCCUUCUAACUGCGUUAGCGCUUAUCGUCUUAUAUACGCCUAUCGUCUCUUCCCCUGAGGAAGAAAGUGACAGAGAAGUAGACACAUCCUGGCCUAAUUUAUCGAAGGCCUCUCUUUCAUCCUGUCCAACUUGGUUAAUAUUUCUCUUAUUUCACCUGUUCCAACAAUGUCUCUUUCAAUUGAGCAGCAGCUGCAGUAUGCAAUUGAUGAAGGAUACCCGCUCCAGGAGCCGCCGCACGGGGUGAUCCCUAACUUUGCCAACGGCGAUUCAGUCGCCUUCCAAAUUUCUAUCACGGCUGGAGUGUGCAUCCCGCUCAUGAUAGUCUUUUCGGUCUUUCGACUGCUUGACAGGACAGUCUUUGGCCGGAGGAGUUUUGUUGUUGACGAGAUCGUAUUUGCUACAGGACUUGUGUUCUGUCUCUCCUUCAUCGGCGUUGCGGUGGCUACUGUCUUCCAAGGUGUUUUCGGGCAUCAUGCCUGGGAUGUCAAGCUUGCCGACGUCACGCCAGGGGUGAUCGCUUUGUCCAUUGUGCUUGAACUGAUCGCCCCCCUAGCUGUCUGCAUCGUCAAGAUCACAGUGAUGAUUCUAUACCUCCGCACCUUUGGCAGCCUUAGGUGGAUGCGUAUCACGUCCAUCGUCAUCAUUUGCCUAUUAAUUGCUUACCAUGUGUCCUUUGCGACUGCUUUUGUUGCUUUGUGCGCGCCGCCCCCCUCAGGUGGCUAUUCACAAGUUGCGCUUCUGAAAGCCUUUGUGUCAGACAAGUGCGUGAGCACGGACGUGCUGGUCCUUCUUAUGGGAGUUGGCAACUUCUUCACAGACGUAGUGAUACUACUGCUUCCGCUUCCCGUUAUCUGGCGCCUGCAGAUGCCGAUGCGACGGAAGAUUAAGACUUUAGCCAUGUUUCUUACUGGUAUUUCAGCAUGCAUAUCGAGUCUUAUUGGUCUCGUGACCAGGGUGAGAUAUUAUAGCAUCUAUUCGGACCAGGUCCGCAUCAUGGUACCCAUACAAACGACUGCCAUGGCCGAAAUGGCCGCCGGCGUCAUAAUCUGCUGCGGACCCUCGGCGGCUGUUGUCUGCCGCUCGAUCAAGGACCUGCCCGUGCGGUCCUGGUUGUCACCACCGAGGAUCAUCGGUGGCUCGUCACACUCCAAAAUACUGCUCUCUGAUCAGGCUGUGCCGUGUUACCAAGCCAACAAGGAUUCAUCGUUGUUGCAAAGUAUAGUUGACCCCCGGGGCGCGUCAAACGAUGUCGAGGUUGACUCUUACCGUUUGGGGCGGUUGGAACCGGUCCACAUAGCGGGCAUCGGGAAGAUGACCGAGUUCAGUGUCUCGCAUACCACAAACUAGUGCGUGAGAGAGACAGUGUGCUCCAUUUUCAUAUGAUGAAGAUAGGUUAACUCCAAAUUGGCCUCUCGAAUUGCGUUGGACAUGUAAGACAAGUUGCUAAGUUGCGUUAACUUAAGGCCUUUAACUUAAGGCCUGGAGAGAAAAUGGAGAAAAUCAAUAUUGUGGAAAUUCUUCGGCAGUUCAGCAGUUCAGCCUCAGCUACCCAUAAUAUCUAAGGGUUUCAUUGGCUUUACACAGUAGUUAUCGCCAAUUAGUUACAUCGUAUGUAUUG